AUGAUCACCGAAACAGCUCUUCUGAAAAUCACAAACGACCUCCUCNUCUCCUCUGACUCCGGCAACCUGAACAUCCUCAUCCUCCUCGACCUCACCACAGCAUUCAACACCAUCAACCACACCAUCUUGCUGUCCCUCCUCGAAUCAUCACUCAACAUCACCGACACUGCACUCUCCUGGCUGAAAUCCUACCUCACCGACAGACAUCAGUUUAUCCACAUCAACAACUCGCUGUACACGCCCCCCGCCGGCACGCUGCUGCUUCAGCUCCCAGAUCAGCCCGACAGUCCGGGGAUUGUUCUGGAACUGCCACACUUCUCACAGGUUGAUCCGGACGUGUUUGCCGCCCUUCCCAAAGAGCUGCAGGACGAACUGAAGAAUGCCUACAACCGAGUAACACAUGUCCAGCCUCAGGCAAAAAUAUCAGUGGAGCAGAAGAAUCCUCUGCUGCAGCUCAAACAGCCGGGAGUUGGAGUUGGUCGGGUGAAGCGGCGCUACAAGAGAAAAAAUGCAGGGAGUCCCGUUAAAAAAGGUCCCUCGCCUGUGAAGAGACGAAACACGACAAACAGCCCGGCCAAAACCCUGCCCCCCCCUCUAAAACCACGGGAACCAAUAAACACAUUGAAGACGGAAAACGGUCCCUCCACGUCAAACCCUAAAGCAGACAUCGCAGAGUCCAAAUUCAUCCCCCGCCGCCCUGCUCCUGUGCUGGCCGGAGCCUACGACAUGACGGACAUUAGGACGCUGCUACGGGAAUGGGUCACCACCAUAACAGGUAUACUGUGA
Messenger RNA from Notothenia coriiceps (black rockcod), 786 nucleotides. Its product is annotated as DNA repair protein REV1-like. Bases 1 to 786 code for a protein of 261 amino acids. The transcript is spliced from 6 exons. The record is from RefSeq and is a predicted model, not a curated record. NCBI's taxonomy places the organism in Eukaryota, Metazoa, Chordata, Actinopteri, Perciformes, Nototheniidae.